Cercopithifilaria johnstoni is the source of this 1395-nucleotide messenger RNA. NCBI's taxonomy places the organism in Eukaryota, Metazoa, Nematoda, Chromadorea, Rhabditida, Onchocercidae. The record is from the annotation of a GenBank genome assembly.
AUGGUUGGUAAUUCGCAUCCCAAUUCUAAUACGCAAAGUAGUUCCGAUUCGAAAUUGAAUUAUGUUCACCUGAUGCAGUUUAAUGCAUGUUAUGAAGCAAUGCCAACAAGCUCAAAAAUGGUUGUUUUCGACACAAAGCUACGGCUCAAGAAAGCAUUUAAUGGACUUAUUUAUCAGAACACACGGCACGUAUUGCUAUCUGAUUCAGCUAAGAAUAAUGCAAUUGUUGGCAUAUUAUCUGUAACAGAUUUCAUUCGAGUCCUUUUAUUACUACAUAAGAUGAAAAAAGAAAGGAAGGAUAAACAAAAAGGAACUGCAUGCGAAGAUGAGAAGAGUUCUUCAACAAAUAAGGCAGUUGUAGAAAGAAAUACUAAUGCAGAAUUAAAUGAUGAUCUAAAACAUUUGGAAGUAUCUGAUGUGGAGAAGCAACAAAUUAAUGUUUCAAAUCAUGAAUGCCAGGAUGAAAAGGAAAUAAAAGAGGAGGAAGAUGAUGUAAAAAGUACGCCGAACGAGGACAUCGGAACUCUAACCAUAUCCGAAUAUCGAGAUUUGGUAUGCCGUGAGGGAAAAUUAAUGGAUCUUGUAUCAAUAACCGCUGAAGAAAGUUUACUAAAAGCGGCUUUUUUACUCAGUAAACAACAUAUACAUCGUUUACCAGUAUUGGAUCCGAAUGAUGGAAGUCCGUUGUUUAUUUUGACCCAUAAACGUAUCCUCAAAUUUUUAUGGCUUUUCGGUCAGUCGCUUUAUGCACCUGAUUAUCAUAAUAAAACUUGUAAAGAACUCGGUGUUGGUACAUAUGAUGGCAUACGUGUGGUCUAUCCAGAUACAUCCUUAAUUUUAUGUCUUGAUAUACUGCUCAAUAAGGGUGUCAGUGGCGUUCCAGUUGUGGAGCAUAAGACAUUCCGAGUUGUGGAUAUGUAUUCACGAUUUGAUGCAAUUGGUAUAGCGUUGGAGGACAAAAUUGAUGAGCUUGAUGUCACGGUACAAGAAGCACUAGCUUUCCGGAAUACUUUCAGGCUUGAAAAAGAUCGUGUCGUUUCGAUAUCAGUCAAUGAUUCAUUGUGGACGGCGAUCACGGUACUUGUUGAAAGGAAUGUUCAUCGACUUUGUGUUUUAAAAGAUAGUGGCGCAAUUGAGGGUUUGAUUUCUUUAUCUGAUAUAAUGAAUUUUUUGGUUGUUAACGUAGCUGCUGAAUUGCCGGCAGAAAGUUUCCAUUGUUAUUCUCGUUUCAGUCAGCAUUCGCAACACAGCUCAUUGGGCAUACUUCCAGAAGGACUCGAAUCAUCAAAUGAUCUUUCGGAGACGAAAAUGGAUGAUGAAACUAAAGAUUCACUGGAAGAACAACAUGACGCUAGCGAACUUCAUCGACAGAUUGGCACAAUUUCGAUGACUUGA